Molecule: messenger RNA, 1437 nt
Organism: Fusarium venenatum
Lineage: Eukaryota; Fungi; Ascomycota; Sordariomycetes; Hypocreales; Nectriaceae
Source: RefSeq, a predicted model, not a curated record
AUGGAGAUGGUUCUUGGUGAUCAACUUGAGAUUCACUUGCUGCAGGGCUGUUGCUUGGAGGCAGAAAGGGCCGAUCUUGUUGCACUUCAGUUGCUAGGACUUCACAAUGCCCUACCCGAUGGCAACCAUGCUCAUCUCAUGAUGCUUAUUGAAGAGAUGAGAGCCUCUAGCCAAUUGCUUUUUGAACUACCCGAGCACUGCAAGGUCCAUUUCUCCCGUGUUCCCAUCGUGCUCGAUUAUCUUGAGAUUCUCCUUCCUUGCCUAUCGAAAUCACUGCGAGACAUCACUGCCUUUUACGAAGACCGGACCCAGACCAGAGAGAAUCGUUGGCGAAAGAUGUAUCAUUCCAUGACUGACGAAGCUGGGGGUCUUUCGCUCCCUCAACGCUUCAUUCUUUACAAUCGUUUCCUGACUCUGUUACGAGAGUUGUUGACAAGAUCGCUGAGUUUCGACUUCAAUACAAUGGAAACCACACGGGUACAGCUCAUGGAGCUUAGAGAAGCCCGGAACAUCCCUCCUCCCCCUAUCCGCCUCAACUCUACUUCUCAACUCGACUCUGUGCUAGAUGAUGACUCGAGCACCAUAGCGAACAUACAUUGGUCUGAAAAGAUCUUCUCUCUGCCACUGCCAUCUCGAACUGCACUCAAACAUCAGCAGCCGUCAAAGGCAUGGGGGCCACUACAACCUUGGGAUCAAAUCAAGAUGCCUAGCGAUGCGAAAAUUCUCUUUAUGCGAUCCUUCAACGAGCGCCAAAUAACUUUGGUGGUGUAUGAAACUGCACAGGAUCAAUGCCCCUACUUUCUCCUGCGGACGUUCCACAUGGGUACACCUUGGUUCUCGCUUCGUGGGGCGCAUGAGCUUGUCGUUGAGCGUAACGGAAGUUGUCUCCAGUUCUGGCAGUGGAGUGCGAACGACCAAUGCACCAAGAAAUGGGCCAGCCUUUGCUUCCUGACAUGGGAAGAAAUGGUGUUGGUGUACUGCUGCUUUCUGUCAUUCAAGACUCGUGACAACCUCACCCUUCGAAUGGCAAACGAAGACCUCAGUCUUUGGGGUGAGCGCAAGUUGUUUCAAGCCCGAAUUGUGGAUGACCAUUUUAUGCAUUCUCUUAUUGUCUAUGAGGACGUUGUCUCCAAGGGCCUUCGUCUUCACGCUGCAGUCUGGGAAGGGGACCUACGACAGUGUCCUGUCUGGACAGCAUUCAUCACGCAUCAGUCUACAUCGACGAGAUGGAUUAAGAGAGUGAGCAAAACCAGAGUUCGCUUAGCCGACAUUCAUCUCUAUGUCUUUUGUCAGGAAUAUCGACAACAGAACCAGCGAAUCAACCGUUCUGGAGCCUUUGAAAUAAAGUUUGUCAGUGAAGAGGCGGCCAAACGUUUCAGAGAUAUAUUUGCUCCCACGUUCACGGAUGAGAGCACGACGACCGAUACAACGGCCUGA